UGCCUCGCCUCGCCGCCUUCCUCUGCCGCCUGUGCCGGCCCGCUGCGAUUAGCCGGGUCUGGAAACAUGGCCUCCUCCGAGCAGGCUGAGCAACCUGGGCAGAUCAGCUCUUCUGGAGCAGAGAAUGGAGCAUCACGCCAAGCCCUGAUUGCCACAGCGGUGAAGUUUUUAGAAAACUCUAGAGUUCGCCAGAGCCCACUUGCAAAUAAAAGAACAUUUCUGAAGAAAAAAGGUCUCACUGAUGAGGAAAUAGAUCUGGCCUUCCAGCAAUCGGGCAUGCCGAAAGAGGAAACCCAGCCGCACAAUCUCCCCCCACAAUUGGUGCCAAGUCGAUCCACACAGCUCGCAUCGUACAGUCCCCCAAGUUCCAGAUGGAGAGACUACGGUGCCCUGGCAAUUAUUAUGACUGGCAUUGCAAUCGGUUUCCACCAGCUUUACAAGAAAUACCUGCUUCCCCUAAUCAUGGGAGGCAAGGAAGACAGGAAGCAGUUGCAGAGGAUCGAGUCAAACAUGUCCGAAAUGAGUGGCAGCGUGACGCAGACAGUGACUCAGCUUCAGACCACUUUAGCCUCUGUCCAGGAGCUGCUAAUUCAACAGCAGCAGAAAAUCCAAGAGCUGACCCAGGAACUGGCUAACUCCAAGGCCACCACAUCGACCAACUGGAUUUUGGAAUCUCAGAGUAUCAGCGAUCUGAAGUCGGAGAUCUAUUCGCUAAAAGGGCUCCUCCUGAACAGGAGACAGUUUCCCCCCUCGCCCUCAGCUCCCAAAAUCCUGUCCUGGCAGAUCCCGGUCAAGGCCGCUUCCCCCUCUAACCCGGUGACCAAUAACCACAACACAAGCAGCGACAUCUCACCGGUCAGCAACGAGUCCAACUCCCCUUCGCCCGUCAAGGAAAGCCACAGCCCCGAGGGGACCACGGCGGGCUGCCACCUGGCCAGCCCCGAGGAAGAAGGGGAGGCGGUGAUCGACCUGAAGGGCCAGGUGAGGAUGGAGGUGCAAGGGGAAGAGGAGAAGCGGGAGGAGCAGGCCCGUAUAGAGGAGGAGGAGGAGGAGGAGGACAACCACGUGGAUGAAGAGGAUGUCCAGACGGAGGAUCGGCGAGGAGGCGACGGGCAGAUAAACGAACAGGUGGAGAAGCUGCGGAGGCCCGAAGGUGCCAGCAACGAGAAUGAAAUUGACUAGCUGGGGGCGCAACUGGAAACCCCCCCCCCACUCACCCAUCUCGGUAGUCUUCACCAAGGCUCUGAUCGUCCCCUGGCCUCACUUCCCUGCUUCAGCCCGAGUCAUCCUUGCAAUCUCGCCCGCCAGGCAGGUGACAGGCCCUCCCCUCCCUGCCUGCCUUUCCUCACUGCAGACCCCCCAGCCACACACACACACACACACACACACACACACACCAGGUCUCCUCUUGCUCUCCCUGUGCAGCCAGACCUCUUAACUGUAGACCCAGCCGGUCCUCUCAUCCCCCUUAGGAAUUACAAAGGUUUCAGUUGGUGGGUGUGGGGGGGACCCCUCAUUUCCACCUGUCCUUCACUUUGGGGGGGCUUCUGGCCUCCCCCACUGACCCGCGUUAUUUAUUGCGUUCAGCCUGGAGAGCCGAAGGGUGCGGCUUCCGCUCUUUGCUUUGCAGUGUGGGGGGGUCUUUGCUGAGCAGCCGCUGCUGAUGCCCGUGCGCACGAGAGAGAGUUGGGGGGAUUCCAGCCCCGUGGAAACCUCUCCCCCCUCCCUGCUUGCCCUCUUUCUUGCAUCCCUCUCUCCCUCUUCCUGCUUUUUUGCCGUCUCAGAGGGUCUGGGGGCUUCCUGCAGCUCUCCAGGGGUGCUGUUCUUGCCUGGGGAGACCCCCCCCCCGCUUAGCACAGCUCCCCCUUUCCUCCCUGCGGCGCUAGGUAGAGGCAGUUCUCCGUGACUCAAUCCCCAAAUGGAGCCAUUUCGGGGGCCUCCAUCUUUUCCUCAUGGAUGGGGGCCUGUGUGUGUGUCCCCCCCCCUCUUCCUCCUCCUCCCCGCUCUCCCGCCUUCAGCCUGGUUGGGUGGGAAAAAAGAAACCAGGUUUUCGAAAUCUGGUCUUCUGGCGUUGUGUUCUCGGGUGUUGCCGCGGUGUCGGUUUCCAUUCCCUUCAUUAAAAGAGCCUCGAAACCAGUAACCAACGUCGCGAGACUCCUCGUCUUUGCUCCUUGCCGAGAGGAAAUGGCGGAACGUACUCCUCUGUGUGAUCAUGUAUAGAAUUCCAGCAUAAAAUAUGACUGUAUAUAAUUGUAAUAAAUAUGAGUUACCACUGUU
Molecule: messenger RNA, 2277 nt
Organism: Crotalus tigris (Tiger rattlesnake)
Lineage: Eukaryota; Metazoa; Chordata; Lepidosauria; Squamata; Viperidae
Gene: PEX14
Product: peroxisomal biogenesis factor 14
Exons: 9
Coding region: 67-1182 (371 amino acids)
Biological process (GO): protein import into peroxisome matrix, docking
Cellular component (GO): peroxisomal importomer complex; peroxisomal membrane
Molecular function (GO): signaling receptor binding
Source: RefSeq, a predicted model, not a curated record